This is a messenger RNA of Toxotes jaculatrix (banded archerfish), 3002 nucleotides long. It is a transcript of the gene ppp2r3b, whose product is annotated as protein phosphatase 2, regulatory subunit B'', beta. The transcript has 14 exons. Gene Ontology annotation, molecular function: calcium ion binding; protein phosphatase regulator activity. Gene Ontology annotation, biological process: protein dephosphorylation. Gene Ontology annotation, cellular component: protein phosphatase type 2A complex. Lineage: Eukaryota; Metazoa; Chordata; Actinopteri; Toxotidae. The record is from RefSeq and is a predicted model, not a curated record. Bases 212 to 1957 code for a protein of 581 amino acids.
CGUGAUCCGGAAAAGUUGCGCUUCUGGUCGGAGAGAUGAUCGCUGGGGGUACACUGAAGUGCAACUUUCGUAGUUAAUUCACAGAUCGACUAGUGUUUACAGCAUCGCUUCUGAAAGACGUAAUGUAGAGUCACAUCAGCGCCUUUGGCACCACCGUCCAUUCCCUCCAAGGUGCUUUUGUCAGCGAAGCCAAUAAUUAAUACUCUGCAAAAUGCCGUCGCCACAAGUCCUUCAGCCGGUUCUUAAAAUGAAGGUGGACGAGCUUUUUCUCAACUGGUUGAGUGAUCCUGCAACCCAAUCACUUCUCAAAGAUUAUCUUGACCUAAUCAAAAGUGGACAGAACAUUGAUUUGAGCGGUGGGCACGGCCAAGACAAAGGGUCAUUGAGCUUCAAUGAGAACAACAAUGUGGCAUCACAAAAGAACCUGGCAGAGAGGAAGCCCACUGCCCUCAGUACUCUCUCCAACCCCCCAUCUGCCAGUACCCUGCCUUCAGGCAGUAGUAGUAACACCAGAGUGACGGGACCCAAUGGCAGAGUACUACGGAGGUCUGUCAGCACAAAAAAGGCCCAGGUGAGGACAGAGGAGCCCGUCACCUCAGCGCUGAGUGAAAGCAUUCCAAAGUUUUACUUCCCACAGGGCCGGCCCCAAGCCAACCUCAACAUCGACAGCCUCAUUUCCAAAAUUGAGAAAAUAUUUUCCCAAUUCCCAAAUGAAAGGGCCACCAUUGAGGACAUGGGGCAGGUUGCCAAGGCCUGUGAGUGCCCUCUCUAUUGGAAAGUGCCAUUGUUCAACUCGGCUGGAGGCGACAGGACGGGCUUCGUGUCUGUUCACAAGUUUGUCGCUAUGUGGAGAAAAACUCUGCAGACCUGUCACAAUGACGCUUCUAAAUUUGUGCACCUCUUGGCCAAGCCUGGCUGUAAUUACCUGGAACAAGACGACUUUAUUCCAUUCCUGCAGGAUGUGGUGAACUCACAUGCAGGCCUGGCCUUUCUAAAGGAGGCACCGGACUUUCACUCGCGAUACAUCACCACGGUGAUUCAGAGGAUAUUUUACAAUGUGAACCGGUCGUGGACUGGAAAAAUAACAUGUAAUGAGCUCAGGAAAAGUAACUUUCUUCAGAAUGUGAUGUUGCUGGAGCAGGAAGAAGACGUGAACCAGCUGACAGAGUUCUUCUCCUAUGAACACUUCUAUGUUAUCUACUGCAAGUUCUGGGAGCUGGACACAGACCACGACCUCUGCAUAGACCAGAAGGACCUGGCACGGCACAAUGACCAAGCCAUCUCGCAUAAGAUGAUUGAGAGAAUAUUCUCAGGAACAGUAACAAGGGACAGACAAGUGUAUAAGGACGGCAGGUUGAGUUAUGCCGAUUUUGUCUGGUUCCUCAUCUCUGAGGAAGACAAGAAGACUGACACCAGUAUAGAGUACUGGUUCCGCUGUAUGGACCUGGACGGGGACGGUGUCCUCAGCAUGUACGAGCUGGAGUAUUUCUACGACGAGCAGUGUCAGAAGCUGGAGGCCAUGGCUAUCGAGCCCCUUCCCUUCGAGGACUGCCUCUGCCAAAUGCUUGACCUUGUCAAGCCUGAGGUUGAAGGUAAGAUUACUCUGCGGGACCUUAAGAGGUGCAAGCUGGCCCACAUCUUCUUCGACACUUUCUUCAACAUCGAGAAAUACCUGGACCACGAGCAGAAGGACCCUUUCUCUGUCAUAAGGGAGGUGGAAACAGACGGCCAGGAAGUUUCAGACUGGGAGAAAUACGCUGCAGAGGAGUACGACAUCCUAGUGGCGGAGGAGGCUGCCAACGAACAGUGCAAUGAUGUGUAUGAUAAUCCUUUGAGCCCUCUGGGGCAGCACAUCUCCAGCGAGCUGGGUCUGACAAAGAGACACUUCUUUGAGAUCCCCAGUCCACACUGCAACCUGGACCUGGACGAAUAUGAGUAUGAAGAUGACUUUGAAUGACCCUCGAUCCGGCAGCGCUUCCUCUCGGCCUGCUGAGCACCGUGUGCUUCCAGAAGCGGAUCUCAGACAGCAGUGUGAGUGGUUGCUAGCGUGUUAGGUCCACAUCAGGCCAGAGAUGUGCAGGUCCAGGCCCAGUUCCCUUCUUAUUAGUCUAGAAGGACACACUUCACCAAACAGAGAGCAAAUGCAAAAACCAGAAGACACAGUCGGGGCACUGGUGGGGUCAGACAUGCUAGAGAACGCGUUAUCACACAUUUGACUAACAGGAAAUGUGAAGACGGUAGUACUUCACGAUACUGUAACAGAUGUGUUAAUAUUCUCACCCUUCAUAAAAAAUAUACACAUAAAAAAAAAACACAACAGGUGACUUCAUGAUGUCACAAACAACGUUUUACACCUUCUUCUCCCUCCUCACGUUAAAACAGGAAGAGUUGUGUUCUGCAUGUGACGCUUUGUACAAAUAAUGUGUUGUUUUAUCCGAACACCAGUACUGAAUUAUCAUAUUCACAUGGGCUAAGUCACAUUCUUCACACACUGGAGCUCCCUGACUUGUUGAACAGGAACCACGUUUAUUUGAUUCGGGUUUUUGAACGAAUUAUCAUCUGAAGUCAUCGGCUAAUUUUACAUUCCAGUGAUCAUAACUGAAUGUUUUCUACAAGGCUGUAAAUUCAUUAAGGGUUUGUUUGCUGAAACGAGGAGUUACUGUAAAUGCUAAAUAAGCCACCGCUGAGCCUGCUGCACACAGUUCAGACGGCCACACAGUGUAUGUUGUACAGGUGUGUAUUCAUUAUGACACGGACUUACUGUAUGUGUGAGAUGGGGUUAUAAAUUAUUAGAGAUGAAUUUAUAAAUAACUGUAAAUAUGGAUUUGGUGCUUGCUGUGUUGUAAAUGAUUUGGACAAGUGUUUUAGACAAAUUCUUUUUUCUAUGUUAUAAAGUACUUAAUUUGAAUGUACUUUGACAGAACAAAAGGAACCAAUUUUAAAAUGUUUUGCUUUUCUUUAAAUUAAUAAUAAAGCCUUGGUUAAUGGAAGAGUAAAGAAAA